Peromyscus leucopus (white-footed mouse) is the source of this 1131-nucleotide messenger RNA. RefSeq names its product MRN complex interacting protein (gene Mrnip). The transcript is spliced from 7 exons. Bases 50 to 1024 code for a protein of 324 amino acids. Lineage: Eukaryota; Metazoa; Chordata; Mammalia; Rodentia; Cricetidae. The record is from RefSeq and is a predicted model, not a curated record. Gene Ontology annotation, cellular component: nucleus. Gene Ontology annotation, biological process: mitotic G2 DNA damage checkpoint signaling. Gene Ontology annotation, molecular function: chromatin binding.
CUGAGUGGGAACGCAGAGCGCAAGCGCACGGAGGACGACUGAGGCCUGUAUGGCGCCGGCUCAGCAGUCUCGGGUCCUACGGUGCUGCAGCUGCCACCUCUUUCAGGCGCAUCAGGUGAAAAAGAGUCUCAAAUGGACAUGCAAGGCUUGUGGAGAGAAGCAGUCCUUCGUGCGGGCUUACGGUGAAGGCUCUGGUGCUGACUGUAGACGCCAUGUCCAAAAGCUAAAUCUGCUGCAGGGACAAGUGUCAGAGCUGUCACUCAGGUCUGUGGACAGAGCUGCAAGUGAAGAGGAAAAUGCAGGGCCUCAGGAGGCUGAGAACGGGAGUCAGCAGGCACCGUCUGAGCCCCAGGAGUCCCGUUGGCUGAAGUAUCUGGACAAGGGCUGUGAGGAUCAGGAGCCGGACAGAGGAAGAGCAGCUCUUAAGACACAGCCCUCAACCAGUGCCGAGUGGUCAGAUCCGCCCCGAAGUCCAGCCCGACCCAGGAAGAGGAAAUGGAAUCAGAGCACAGGGCAGCCUCCACGCAGCCUGCAUGUCCAGGACUUGGACAGUGUUAGGGACAACUUUGAAUGCCAGGACUCCACUGGCCUGUUUGGGACAGAGCAACAAGGCAGCAGCCCUGCCCUCAGGACUGCAAACCACAUCAGGGAGCUCGGUUUCCCAAGAUGGAAACUACCAAGCCCUGUCCUUCAGGUCAAGACCCAAUCUUCUCAAUGGGCACGGUUUCUCCUGUCGCCUGGCAACAGCUCACAUGUGGAUGGGACCCCAUCAAGGCCUCUGCAGGGAAAGGCUCCAGGGGAAGACCACUUCAGCAGGGCACCUGCCACUGUCCAGUCUCCUCACACCACCCACUCCACCACACCCCAGCCAGAGAGGCCUGGCAGUGACACCCCAGAGCAACCAUGGGCCCCGGGGUCUCCUCAGGCAGAGGGUAGGCCCUUGGCUCAAGGGGCGGAGAAGGCCCCGCCAAUGCAGCUGCACAACCUCUUUACAACUGGGGAGGACUUUGAAGAUGACCUGUAGCCUUCACUGAGUCAGGGGUGAUGGGUCCCUGUAUGCCAGUCCUCCAUGCCACAGACGGGAGUGCUUUAGAACAGAUAACCCAACAAUAAACAUGCCUGCCUGUCAAA